UGUGUAAAUUAACGUUGUCAUCCCUGAUUUGCCAAACCGACUGCAGAAAGAAACCAUGCUUGAUAACGCAAGAAGAGUUUCGGCAACACCCAAAUCAGAUCACAGAGUCUCAAUCUCGAAGCACUCCUUUCUUCAAACCCUAACAACUCUGAUUCAUUCUCUCUCUCUCUCUCUCUCUCUCUCUAAAAACCAUGGAGUUGAAAUCGCGCGGCCGCAAACUCUCCUUCGACAUACUUGGCGCCACCGCGAUUAACCCCUUCGACGACGACAACGACAUCGAAUUCCUCUACAGAUCCAUAUCCAAUGGCGAUGGAUCGAAAUUCUCACCCUCCGAGUCGAAGCCUAGUCGGCGAAAACGCAAGAACAAAGGCUCGAAGAAGAAGAGAAUGAUGGCGUGUUCGAUUUGCGAAGAUUUGGUUCUGGAUGAUCCGAAUCACGCAUUGGAAGUGAAUUGUAAGAAUUAUAGCGUUGAGAGCGUUGUUUGUGAGGAGGUUACAGUUCCGGAGUGCACAGUGCGUGCGGUUAGGGAAUCGGAGUUCCAGAGUUUGCAGAAUUGCGAGGGGCGUUUGGUUGGGGGGGAGUUGAGGCAGAGAAGUGUGGCUGGUGGGAGUGAGGAGUCGGUGUUGCUGUCUCGAAUUGAUGAGAAUGCGAAGGAUGAGAGUGGUAACAAGGAAAUGGAUUCAUUGAAGCAAUGGGCGGAACCGAACGGCGAUGUUGUAAGGAAAUUGGAGACCGCGGAGUCAUUGGAUUGGAAGCGGUUGAUGGCACUAGAUCCCAAUAAUGUAUUGUUUGUGGAGAAGUCACCAGUGAAGUACUUUUUGGAAGAAAUGCAUAGUGGAAAUUCAUUACGGAGCACAACUACUCUUGGCAAUGAUAAAGAACGGCCAAGAGUAUAUGAUACUAUAUUCCGCUUGCCAUGGCGAUGUGAACUGCUUAUAGAUGUUGGCUACUUUGUCUGCUUGGAUUCCUUUUUGUCAUUGUUAACAAUCAUGCCAACAAGAAUUUUCAUGUCCUUUUGGAGGCUUUUUAAAACAAGGCAGUUUGAGAGGCCUUCUGCAGCAGAGCUGUCUGACUUUGGCUGUUUCCUUGUUCUGGCUUGUGGAGUUGCUCUUCUUAAACAAACAGAUAUCAGCCUUAUAUAUCACAUGAUUCGUGGUCAGGGAACAAUCAAACUUUAUGUGGUGUACAAUGUGUUGGAGAUUUUUGACAAACUAUGCCAACAUUUUGGUGGAGAUGUACUGCAAACCCUAUUUAAUACUGCGGAAGGACUUGCAAACUGUUCACCAGAAAGCACAAAAUACUGGAUAUGGAGAUUCAUUUCAGACGAAGCAUUAGCUGUGGCUUCAUCAAUUGUUCAUUCAUUCGUCUUAUUAGCUCAUGCCAUUACUUUGUCAACCUGUAUUGUCGCUCACAAUAAUGCCUUGAUGGCUUUGUUGGUAUCAAACAAUUUUGCGGAGAUCAAGAGCAACGUAUUUAAACGUUUUAGUAAGGACAAUAUUCAGAGUCUGGUAUAUUAUGAUUCGGUGGAGAGGUUUCACAUUUCAUCAUUUUUAUUAUUCGUCUUAGCCCAAAAUAUUCUGGAAGCUGAGGGUCCUUGGUUUGAAAGUUUUCUUUUUAAUGCUCUCCUGGUUUAUGUCUGUGAAAUGAUGAUUGAUAUAAUAAAGCAUUCAUUUAUUGCUAAAUUUAAUGACCUAAAGCCCAUUGCAUACUCUGAAUUUCUUGAAGAUCUUUGCAAACAGACUCUGAAUAUGGAAAUGGAAAAUGGGAAGAAAACCCUCACUUUUGUUCCUUUGGCACCAGCUUGUGUGGUAAUUCGAGUAUUGGCUCCAGUAUAUGCUGCUCAUCUUCCAUAUAGUCCACUUCCAUGGAGACUCUUUUGGAUCUCACUUCUGUCUACCAUGACUUUUGUCAUGCUUUCAAGUCUCAAAGUGUUGAUUGGCAUGGGCCUUAAGAAACAUGCCCAGUGGUAUGUCAAUAGGUGUCAAAAGCGAAAACUUCACUCUGACUAAUUGAAUAGAGAAAAACAUAUUUGUGCAACAAAGCAAGCUUUCUUCGGCAAGUGGCAAGACUUUCAUAAUUGAUAGUGAUCAUAAAAUCCACUGGUAAAUAGCAGAACAUGACUGAGGGUAGUCUUGUUUCGCAAAGUUGUGAAGUUCGCUUGGAGGUUACUCCCAAUUUUGUAACAGAGAGAGACUGGCUAUUGAUUCAAAAACAUUGACUUGUACACGAGUUCAAAGGGUUUCAAUGUCCUCAAAAGCUAUAAUAAUGUAAUAUGCUGAUAGUUUAUCAUGCUUUUAUAGAACAUUGGUCACAACAAUACUGAAAAUAUAGUGGCUAUUGGAAAAUCUUCUUCCAUUUGAAAGGUCUGUGCUUUGAACAACUACUCCAACUAAGUUUAUCAUAAGAAAAUUUGUCAAGGGUUGCUUUGGAAUUACAGAAUUGUGUCGCUC
Camellia sinensis is the source of this 2450-nucleotide messenger RNA. It is a transcript of the gene POD1, whose product is annotated as POLLEN DEFECTIVE IN GUIDANCE-like protein. Gene Ontology annotation, cellular component: endoplasmic reticulum membrane. NCBI's taxonomy places the organism in Eukaryota, Viridiplantae, Streptophyta, Magnoliopsida, Ericales, Theaceae. The record is from RefSeq and is a predicted model, not a curated record.